This is a messenger RNA of Trichomycterus rosablanca, 6474 nucleotides long. It is a transcript of the gene fmr1, whose product is annotated as fragile X messenger ribonucleoprotein 1. The transcript has 16 exons. Gene Ontology annotation, cellular component: membrane; growth cone; neuronal cell body. The record is from RefSeq and is a predicted model, not a curated record. NCBI's taxonomy places the organism in Eukaryota, Metazoa, Chordata, Actinopteri, Siluriformes, Trichomycteridae. Gene Ontology annotation, biological process: regulation of alternative mRNA splicing, via spliceosome; negative regulation of translation; positive regulation of protein phosphorylation. Gene Ontology annotation, molecular function: mRNA 3'-UTR binding; translation regulator activity; protein homodimerization activity. Bases 260 to 1969 code for a protein of 569 amino acids.
CUGUGCGUGUGUUUACAUCAGCGCGUCUCUCUACAUGUUCCACUUUCAUUUCGGCGUAAAGCUACAAGCGCGUCGGUGUUAAUUCAGCCCGAACUCGGGAUCCUUUCUGUUCUAACGGAGGCGAGUCGGAAUCUCAGGCGCGUGUGUGUGUGUGUGUGUGUGUGUGUGUGUGUGUGUGUGUGUGUGUGUGUGUGUGUGUGUGUGUGUGUGUGUGUGAGUGAGAGUGUGUGUGAGAGUGUGUGUGUGUUUAAUCGGCGUCAUGGAGGAGCUGGCGGUGGAAGUACGAGGAGCGAGCGGUGCUUUCUACAAGGCUUUGUUGAAGGACGUGCAUGAAGGCACAGUGACCGUCACCUUCGAGAACAACUGGCAGCCGGAGCGACAGAUCCCCUUCCACGACGUCCGGUUCCCUCCUCCGCCCGGAGUCCAGAGAGAGAUCAACGAGAGCGAUGAGGUGGAGGUGUACUCGAGGGCCAACGACAAGGAGCCGUGCGGGUGGUGGCUGGCCAAAGUGCGCAUGGUGAAGGGCGAGUUUUACGUGAUCGAGUACGCGGCGUGCGACGCCACGCUGAACGAGAUCGUCACGCUGGAGCGGCUGCGACCCAUCAACCCCAACAAGGCCACCACCAAGAACACCUUCCUGAAGAUCACACUGGACGUCCCGGAGGAUCUGCGGCAGAUCUGUGCUAAAGAAUCGGCGCACAAGGACUUUAAGAAGGCGGUGGGAGCGUUCAGCGUCUCGUACGACUCCGAGAAGAAGCAGCUGGUGAUACUGUCGGUCAACGAGGUGACGACCAAACGGGCGAGCAUGAUGACGGACAUGCACUUCAGGAGCCUGCGCACCAAGAUGUCGCUCAUGCUGAGGAACGAGGAGGCCAGUCGGCAGCUGGAGAGUUCCCGUCAGUUGGCGUCGAGGUUCCACGAGCAGUUCGUGGUGCGCGAUGACCUGAUGGGUCUGGCCAUCGGCACACACGGUGCCAACAUCCAGCAGGCCCGCAAAGUGCCCGGGGUCACCAACAUCGACCUGGACGAGGAGACCUGCACCUUUCACAUCUACGGAGAGGACCACGAUGCCGUGCGGAAGGCCAGGAGCUUCCUGGAGUUUUCGGAGGAUGUUAUUAAGGUGCCCAAAAAUUUAGUAGGAAAGGUCAUUGGGAAGAGCGGUAAGGUGAUCCAGGAGGUGGUGGAUAAAUCCGGCGUGGUCCGAGUAAGAGUGGAACCAGAAAACGAGAAGAAACCAACAACGCUGGACGAGGGCAUGGUGCCGUUCGUCUUCGUCGGGACGAAGGAAGCCAUCUCGAACGCUCACCUGCUGCUCGACUAUCAUCUCAACUACCUGAAGGAGGUGGAUCAGUUGCGGAUGGAGCGGCUGCAGAUCGACGAGCAGCUCAGACAGAUCGGCGGGGGACCCAGAGCUCCGUCCGGCCGGCCGGAUAAAGAGAAGCCGUUCGGCUCCGAUAACGGCAUGGGCCACCCGCGAGGGGGUAGACCGUUCGGCCGAGGCGGGCGAGGACGACGGGGGCCCGGCUUCGCCUCGGGCACCAACUCCGAAGCGUCGAACGCGUCCGAGACCGAGUCGGACCACAGAGAGGAGCUGAGCGACUGGUCUCUGGCCCCCACCGACGAAGAGUCCAUGGGAUACAACAAGCGAGUACCGGACGCACGCAAGAGGGGCGGCGGAGGCCGGGGCAGAGGAGGACGAGGACGGGGAGGAUACAAAGGUGAGGACGUGCACUGGAGCGACUCGCGGCCCCGGAACACCAGAGACUCCAAGCCGCGCCUUCAGGAGGAUUCACUACAGAUUCGUGUGGACAGCAAUAACGAGAGGAGCGUCCACACCAGCCGAGGCCCCCCGGGGCCCGCCGCAGACUCCGGCCCCGGCAGGCAGAGGAACGUCAAGGAGCGAGUAGGGAUCAGGAAAGACAAGCAGGACGGCGCGGACGGCCCGGUCGUGUUGAACGGCGUGUCUUAAACAAACGACCCGAGCCGAUCCGAAUCCCCGACGUCCCCGGCGCCCGACUCCACCGAUCCUGAAGCUUCUUUCAUUAGAGACUCGUUAUAGGCCGAAGAGAAGCAGGCUUCCAGCUUUGAACAUCAACUGAUCAAUCAGCACCCAGCCCUACAGGUCCUGUCAUGUUUUGACUGUCUGGGCACAAAUUCCCACAGACGUACUCCAAAGUCCUGUGAGAAGCUUCUCAGAAGAGCGGCUGUCGUUGUAGCUGCUCAUGGGGGCAAAGCGUCUCCAGAACCCAAAAUUGUGGGCACCUGUUCCUAAUAAACUGCUCGUGUAAGACUGCAGCACUUCAGUUCAACUUUCCCUUCUGAUUGUUGAAUUUGUCCUUCAGGCUUCCAGCUUUAAACAUCAACCCGAUCAAUCAGUUCCCAGUCAUACUAAUGCUGUCAUGUUUUGACUGAACAGGCACAAAUUCCCACAGACGUACUCCAAAGUCCUGUGAGAAGCUUCUCAGAGGAGCGGCUGCUGUUCUAGCUGCUUAUGGGGGCAAACUGUCUCCAGAACCCUAGUUUAGGGGCACCUGUUCCUAAUAAACUGCUCGUGUAAGAGCACAGCACUCUAGUUCAAUUUUACCUUUACUGUAUAUGGCAAAAGUAUUGGGACGCCCCUUUCUAAUUUUUGAAUUUGUGCUUCAGGCUUCCUGUUGCUUUGCAGCAACAGUUUAGGGAAGGUCUGUUCCCGUUUAAGCAUGACCGUACCCCUGUGCACAAAGCAAAGCUCUAUAAAGAGUUUUGGGAUGAACCGGAACAUCAACUGUUAUACAAAUGCUGCCAUCUUUUGAGUGAAUGGGCACACAUCCCCACAGACGUACUCCAAAGUCCUGUGAGAAGCUUCUCAGAAGAGCGGGCGGGUGUCGUUCUAGCUGCUCAUGGGGUCAAAACGUCUCCAGAACCCUAAAAUGUGGGUGCCUGUUCCUAAUAAACUGCUCGUGUAAGAGCGCAGCACUUCAGCUCAACUUUUCCCCAAGAACUGCUAAUUGAUAUGCUUCUAGCUUUGCAGCAACAGUUUAGGGAAGGCCUGUUAUCGUUUAAGCAUGACUGUGCGCAAAGCAGAGCUUUAUAAAGAGUUUUGGAAUGAACUGGAACAUCAACUGAUCAGUCACAAUAUGACAGCAUUUGUGUGGCUGGGCGCUGGACUCAACGGGAACAAAUCCCCACAGACGUACUCCAAAGUCCUGUGAGAAGCUUCUCAGAAGAGCGGGUGUCGUUCUAGCUGCUCAUGGGGGCAAAACGUCUCCAGAACCCUAAAUUGUGGGCGCCUGUUCCUAAUAAACUGCUCGUGUAAGAGCGCAGCACUUCACUUCAACCUUUCCUUGAGCAGAGACCCAAACUUUAUAUGGACAAAAGUAUUUGGACGCCCCUUCUAAUUGUUGAAUUUGUAUCUAAGGCUUCCAGCUUUAAACAUCAACCUGAUCAAUCUGUUCCCGGCCAUACAAAUGCAGUCAUGUUUUGACUGUCUGGGCACAAAUUCCCACAGACGUACUCCAAAGUCCUGUGAGAAGCUUCCCAGAAGAGCGGGUGUCGUUCUAGCUGCUCAUGGGGGCAAAACGUCUCCAGAACCCAAAAUUGUGGGCGCCUGUUCCUAAUAAACUGCUCGUGUAGAGCGCAGCACUUCACUUCAACUUUCCCCUCAUGUGGCAAAAGUAUUGGGACGCCCCUUCUAAUGACUGAAUUCGUGUUUCAGCCACAACAGUCGCUAACGGCUGUAAUAAAUCGAUCAUGUAAAGGAAAAGUCGUGCCUACGACUUUGUCCAGCGUGACUUGUGAAGCCGCACUGAUCAGCUGAAUGGUCACAAAUUCCCGCUGUGAGAAGCCCGGUCCGUAUUUUUAACCAUAUGGUGUACUCCUGUCGUCCUCUUAUUACCUUGUCAUGAGAAACGAGCAUGAUGCAUGUGCAGAACCUCACGUCUGUUUGUUUUUUUGGGGGUGAUUUUCAUGAGCAGUAGGUUCCAGAGUCCUGGUCAAAAUUCCUUCAGUUUUUUUUCUUUCUCCACGUUUCUGGGCGUGUCCUAAUAUUUACGACGAAGCGGGGCGUGUCUCAUUACACGUUGGGUCUGUAGGUGAUCGGAGACUGUCCGGUCGGUCCGGUGCCGUCAGUACACGUGUGUUUGGGUCAGAAGUUUACAUACACUUGUUCUUUUGUUCUGUGGCUGAAUAAUUAAAAAUCACUUUGUCACAAGUGUGAGUUUCUUACUGAGUUUAUUUUAUGGUUGUGUACAUUCAGCAGCUUCGGGGGCUCGGGUUCGGAUCUCGGAGGUGCACUUGUACUUGUAAGUGCAGGUCCCAAGCCCGGAUGCGAUAAGGAGGGUUACAUCAGGAAGGGCGUCACCUCUUCUAAUUAUUGUAUUUAUGUUUUUCAGCCACAACUGUCACAGGUGUAAUAAAUAUAAUAUAUAAAUAUAUAUCAUAUAAGGGAAAUCACAUGCUGCCAACUUUGCAGCAACAGUUUAGGGAAGGUCCUUCCCAGUUCCAGCAUCAGCAAGCUCUGUAUAGACAUGACGAACUCCAGCGUCCUGCACAGAGCCCUGAACUCAGCACCACUCAACAGCUCCGGAACGAACCGGAACCUUGACUGAUGGAUCAGCACCCAGUCGUACCGACUAAAUGGGCACAGAUUCCCACAGACAUACUCCAAAGUCUUGUGAGAAGCUUCUCAGAAGAGCGGCUUUUGUUCCAGAUGACGAGAUCACACACAGGUUGGACGUCCGAUAAGCUCAUGGUCAGGCGUCCGAAUACUUUUGGCCAUAUACUGAUAUACUCUUCAAGUGGUGUAGGCACCUACGCCUUCAAUCGGCCAAAAAAAGGAAGAAGUUGUAGCUUAGCGGUUAAGGUACUGGACUAGUAAUGAAAAAGUCGCUGGUUCAAACCCCAUCACUACUGGACUGUCACUGUUGGGCCCUUGAGCAAGGCCCUUAACCCUUAAUUGCUCAGACAGUACACUGUCACACACAGAAAUGUCCUCUAAAUGCCGAAAAUGUUUGAUUUUCUCUCCGAGUCUCUCGCACUUAAUGAGACAUUGAUGCUGUGAGGCUGAGGGCUAACACGUGCUUCCUCCGACACACGUCCAGCCAGCCAGAGCACAUUUUGAACAGAUUCUCGGGUCACUCGGAGGUCAGUAAGCAUGGACAAACACUCUCACGACGGCUCAUAUUUAGUGUCGUUUUGAGAAACGGCGGGAUGGGAAGGACGUCGCUCUCUUGGACUCCUGGAAACAAGCAGCUUAUUGGGGACAGAAACGUCCUGCCCCAACCUGCACCGGACGGUGAUUAUAAAACCACGUUUGUUGCGACUAGUGCAGUGGUUUCUUCUGUGCUUAUUUUAAGUUUGUGACCUGGAAAUACGGUCUUCUGCAAAAGUUUGCGGACACCCCCUGAUUUGGAUUUCUACAUCGUCAUUUCUACAUGCAUUUUUCCAGCGUCGUACCAACUUCUUAAUGCCGUCACCAAAAAAACAUUUUGGUUGAGCUCGUAGCCGCUGAUGCGCCGCUGCUUUCACAUCAUCAUCACAUGAAAAUCUUCUUCCCCUUAAAGCUUCUUUCAGCCUCCAAAAAGGUGGAAAUCAGACAGAGCUAAAUCCGGACUAUAAGCGUCUCUCAGACACGAGCGAUUACGACGCCUCCUACUACACAGCUUAUAACCAAAAUAUACAAGUGAGGAAACUUUUUGAACAUCCCUCGUAGUUCCCCCAGUAGAUCUGGUCCUGAAUUGCUUACCAGACUCGGUACAGUUUUGACACCGGAUGCCCUUUCUGACCCGACCCUCCUAUUUCCAACCGGACCUGCACCUCAUAACAUAUCUGUUAGUCCUGAAACAGACAAAACAUCUGAUGAAGUAUAUAAUCCGAAAUGGCUCGUAGCCACUGAUGCGUCGCUUGUUUCACAUCAUCAUCACAUGAAAAUCUUCUUCCCCUUAAAGCUUCUAUGAGCAUCUGAAAAGGUGGAAAUCAGACGGAGCUAAAUCCGGACUAUAAGCGUCUCUCAGACAACCGAUUCCUUCUCCUACUGCACCCUCACCGCUUAUAACCAACAUAUAAAAGUGAGGAAAGUUUUUGAAGAUCCCUCGUAGUUUGUUCUGUUCUUCAGAUGUCGCCACAGUGGAUCUGGUUCCUCGACCCUCCUAUUUCCAUCCGGGCUUGGGACCUGCACUGUCAAGUGCACCUCAUGACGACCAGGCGGUUCCACCCCCAUUAGCCGAUCAUGAUAGCACAGCUGAGAUUCGAACCCUAGAAACCCCAGAUCUCGGCGGUAGUGAGCCAGCAUGCUUUACCAUUUCAUUGUCGUGACCCUUGCAGAACUUUUGCACCCGAUUGUAUUUAUUUUAUUAGUCUGUUCGUCUAUUAGUCCCUGUAUCCUCCUGUAUUUGUGACGGAACAGACGGGGUUCUGUCUCGACACUGUUUGGUUAGAGUGUAAAAUAUUUUCUAUGUGAGCAGUUUCAGUAAAUAAAGCUCGAUUUUUCCCUGCAAA